Messenger RNA from Neoarthrinium moseri, 762 nucleotides. RefSeq lists its product as uncharacterized. Bases 1 to 762 code for a protein of 253 amino acids. The transcript has a single exon. NCBI's taxonomy places the organism in Eukaryota, Fungi, Ascomycota, Sordariomycetes, Amphisphaeriales, Apiosporaceae. The record is from RefSeq and is a predicted model, not a curated record.
AUGUCUGGAAUUGUCAACAAGGUCAAGAACGCCAUGCACUCGGAUAAGUCCUCGCACGAGGCUCCCGAGGGCACUCACGGCACCCACAACUCCCGCGUUGCCAACGCUGCCGAUCCCCGUAUCGACUCGGACAGAGACCACCGCGCCGCCCCUACCACCGGCCACUCUGCCUUCACUGAGGGUACCCACUCCCGCCCCCAUGAGGGUGUUGGUGCCACCGGUGGCUACAACACCGCCGAGGGUGUUCACGGAACCCACAACUCUCGCGUAGCCAACGCUGCCGACCCCCGCAUUGACUCCGACCGUGACCACAGAGGUGCUCCCGGUUCCACCAUUGGCGGUACUCACAGCACUCACACCGGCACUCACGGUACCAGCGGUCUCGGCUCGACCGGCACCCACGGUGUAGGAUCUACUGGUACCCACGGUACUUCCGCCUUCGGCUCGUCUGGCGCACCUGAGGGCACUCACGGAACACACAACUCUCGCGUUGCCAACGCCGCCGACCCCCGAUUUGACUCGGACCGCGAUCACCGAGCGGCACCAGGCUCAGGUUUGGGAAGCAGCGGUGCUCACUCAGGCACUCACGGCACUCACGGUACCGCUGGUCACCUUGCCGCUGCCCACGAUGGUCCGGCGCCCAACACGGCUGGCCCUCACAAGAGCGACAUGCUCAACAAGGUUGAUCCCCGCGUCGACUCCAACCUCGACGGUUCUAAGACCGUUGGUGGUGACAAGACCCACGCCGGAGCUGGCUACUAA